This is a messenger RNA of Lontra canadensis (Northern American river otter), 1765 nucleotides long. It is a transcript of the gene CPQ, whose product is annotated as carboxypeptidase Q. Gene Ontology annotation, biological process: peptide catabolic process; thyroid hormone generation; proteolysis. Gene Ontology annotation, molecular function: metallodipeptidase activity. Bases 35 to 1453 code for a protein of 472 amino acids. Lineage: Eukaryota; Metazoa; Chordata; Mammalia; Carnivora; Mustelidae. The transcript has 7 exons. The record is from RefSeq and is a predicted model, not a curated record.
AUUAUUUUAGGAAGAAAACCACCUGGAAGAAUCAAUGAAGUUCCUUCUUUUCACAUUUGUUGGUGUUGUUCACCUUUUCUCCCUGAACUCUGGGAAAGCGAUCUAUAAGAAUGACAUCUCUCGGAGGACUUUUCAAGAAAUAAAAGAAGAAAUAGCCCGCUAUAAAGAUGUUGCUAAAGCAAUCAUCAACCUUGCUGUUUAUGGUAAAGCCCAGAACAGAUCCUAUGAGCGACUGGCACUUCUGGUUGAUACUGUUGGACCCCGACCAAGCGGCUCCAAGAGCUUGGAAAAAGCCAUCCAAAUCAUGUACCAGAACCUGCAGGAAGAUGGGCUGGAGAAUGUCCACUUGGAGCCGGUCAAAAUACCUCACUGGGAAAGGGGAGAAGAAUCUGCUGUGAUGCUGGAGCCAAGGGUUCACAAGAUGGCUAUUUUGGGUCUUGGCAGCAGCAUUGGGACUCCCCCAGAAGGCAUUACGGCAGAAGUUCUGGUGGUGACCUCUUUCGAGGAACUGCAGAGAAGGGCCCCAGAAGCAAGAGGCAAGAUUGUUGUUUAUAAUCAACCUUACGUCAACUACUCGAAGACAGUGCAGUACCGGGUCCAGGGGGCAGUGGAAGCUGCUAAAGUGGGAGCUUUGGCGUCCCUGAUUCGCUCAGUGGCUUCCUUCUCCAUCUACAGUCCUCACACAGGUAUUCAGGAAUACCAGGAUGGUGUGCCAAAAAUCCCGACAGCUUGUAUUACAGUGGAAGAUGCAGAGAUGAUAUCCCGGAUGGCUUCUCGUGGGAACAGAAUUGUUAUUCAGCUGAAGAUGGGGGCAAAGAACUACCCAGAUGCUGAUUCCUUCAACACUGUAGCAGAGAUCAUUGGCAGCAAGUACCCAGAGCAGGUUGUACUGGUCAGUGGACAUCUGGACAGCUGGGACGUUGGGCAGGGCGCCAUGGAUGAUGGCGGUGGAGCCUUUAUAUCAUGGGAAGCACUCUCGCUUAUUAAAGAUCUUGGGCUGCGACCAAAGAGGACUCUGCGUUUGGUGCUCUGGACUGCCGAGGAACAAGGCGGAAUCGGGGGCUUCCAGUAUUACCAGUUACACAAGGCAAAUAUUUCCAACUACAGCCUGGUGAUGGAGUCUGAUGAGGGAACCUUCUUACCCUCUGGGCUGCAAUUCACUGGCAGUGAGAAGGCCAGGGCCAUCAUGGAGGAGGUCAUGAGGCUGCUGCAGCCGGUCAAUGUCACACAGGUCUUUAGGACUGGAGAAGGGACAGACAUUAACUUCUGGAUCCAAGCUGGAGUGCCUGGAGCCAGUCUAGUUGAUGACCUCUAUAAAUAUUUCUCCUUCCAUCACUCCCAUGGAGAUACCAUGACUGUCAUGGAUCCAAAGCAGAUGAAUGUGGCUGCUGCUGUUUGGGCGGUUGUCUCUUAUGUCAUCGCAGACAUGGAGGAAAUGCUGCCCAGGUCUUAAGAACAAGCAAGCAAGCACUUUUGUCCUUUCUGGCCAGGAAUUCUAGGAAUGCAGCUCCAGGAAGUCCCUCUUCAACUAACAGUUUGAUCUCACCUGAUCCAUUUUCAGAGCAUAAUACUUUCUCAUACUUUCUGUUACCAUCUUUCUCAAUACUUUCCAAAUUCUCUGUUUCUAAAGGAAGAAAUGAUCCCCACUCCCACAUACAGUCAAAAUAUGGUAGGGAUCACAGUGGGGACCUUUCUUUAAACCACCUGUGAAAAUUAUUGUUUCUACUUUGAAAGUAAAUACUCAAUAAAUAUUUGGAAGAUCUCU